Molecule: messenger RNA, 1900 nt
Organism: Gryllus bimaculatus (two-spotted cricket)
Lineage: Eukaryota; Metazoa; Arthropoda; Insecta; Orthoptera; Gryllidae
Source: the annotation of a GenBank genome assembly
AAAAAUCUUGGAUUCAGAACUUGUAUCAAAAUGUCGGUAUGAAAUGUAAAGCAAAGAGUAAAGGUGACCCAAAGGCGGUAGUUUAAUUGUGCUUUCUCUUGCGAAUCGAUUUUUCCUUCUAUUGUCACUCUUACUCGAGUUAUGAGCAAAGAGUAUGAGUUAUGAGUGUAGAAUGUUUUUAGUGCAACUGUGUGGUUAACUUUUUUUUCACAUAUGUUUUGUCAUUUCACCGGAAAACGUUUGAAUUUUCUUUAUUUCGAAUGCUAAUUAAAAACGUGAGGAUUUUUGAAGUUCAAAUUUCAUUUCUACAGUAAAAGGAGGCCUUUGGUCGGGAAGGAAUAGAAAAUUCGUGAAACGCUUUAACUAUUCCAGAGGGAGCACAAACGACUAUUUCAGUAUUUGUACUUUGCGUUCCAGGGAUGUGAAUAAAAAUAUUUGUAUUAGUGUGUGGUAUAUGAUAUUCCUAGUAAUGCUGUGCUGUUAGUGUCUUGCUGAAUGCUACUCUUAUUUGUGAUUGGUAUCAGUGAAGCGCACUGGUGUGAUUUAUGCUCACUGUAGUCUGUGUACCACAUUCCAUAGUGAAGGAAAAUACGAUUACAGAUGUAAAAUGGAUAGUGUACACCAACAAUGGGCUGUACUGCUACGUCGUAGUGCUGACGAUCAUGACGUACAACGAGUGUUAGUCAUUGCAAAUGCUCUCCAGUGGAUAGAUAUUGUACAUUCUUUAAACGCUUGGGUACAACGUGGUGUCAGAGCAAAAUCUUUCCAUGAUAUCCAACCCGUCGCAUUUCUCAAUCGGUGUCAAUCUGUGACGUUCUCCUCCGUGUUCAACAUGGCCAUAACCGAGCAACAGUACUUUGAGGACGGCUGUCUCCUGGUGGAUUCUCUGUGGGCUGACAUGGGAGGACCUCGCACGCAUUCCAACGUACUUACCACGGUGACGGCUUUUAAAAACGAAGACGAAGACGAAGACAAGGACGAAAGACGAAGACGAAGACGAGCGAAGAGAAAUGCGAAAGACAAGAAGAAUAGACGAAGACGAAAGACGAGCGAAAGAGAAAGACGAAAGACGAACGAAGACGAAGAGGACGAAAGACGAAGACGAAGGCAGGCGAAGACGAAAGACGAAGACGAAGACGAAGACGAAGACGAACGAAGACGAAAGACGAAAGCGAAAGGAAAUACGAAGAAAAAACGAAGAGACGAAAGACGAAGAGAAACGGACAGACGAAAGACGAAGACGGAAAGAGACGAAAGACAGAAGACGAAUGACAGAAGACAAAAGAGGAAAGACGAAGCGAAAGACGAAAGACCGAAUAGACAAGAAACGAAACAAAACGAAGACGUAAGACGAAGAGAAGCGAGAAAGACGAAUACGAGCGAGAAGACGAACGAAAAACGAAAACAGGAACGAAGACGAAAAGACGAAGACGAAAGACGAGACGAAAGACGAAGAGAAAGAAGCGAAGCGAUAACGAAGACGAAGACGAAGACGAAGACGAAGAGCGAAGAACGAAAGACAGAAGACGAAGACGAAAGAAACAAACGAAGACGAAGACAAAGGAACGAAAGCGAAGACGAAAGACGAAGACAAAAGACGAAGAAGAAGACAAGACUGAAGGACGAGACGAAAGACGGUAACGAAGAACGAAAGACGAAGACGAAAGCCGAAGAGAAAGACGAAGACGAAAACGAAAGACGGAAAGACAGACGAGACGAAAGACGGAGACGAGACGAAGAGGAAAGAGAAGUCAAGAAAAGACGAAUACGAAACGACAAAAACGAAGACCAAAGACGAGACAAAGACGAAGAACGAAAGACGAGACGAAAGAGAAGACGAAAGACGAAACGAAAAAGACGAAGACGAAGACGAAGACAAAGACGAAGAGAAAGACGAUAG